AGGAAGCCUUUUGGUAGGCCUUCAUUGUAAAUAAGAAUUAGUUCUUAAAAUAAAUGUUAAAUAAAAAAAAUUAAAAACAGGCCUAGGACAUAUUAUAGAUUUUGUUCUAUGGAAUAAUGUUUAUCAAUUAAUAUCACUUUUUGUUAUUUUUUGUUGUUGAUUUGUUAUAAAAAAUAAAUAAAAAAAACACAUAUAGGCUUCAUAAUUAAUAAAGGUCAUGUUAGCUAACUCCUAUUAUCUCAUAUAAAAAAAAAAAAUAUUAUAUCUCUGAAACCUGUGUUAACCUCAGACCUUAUUUUCGGCGUUUAUUCCUAAACCCUUUUCUCUCCCCAUUCAUUUUCGCCAUAGGGAUGGCUGAACGAAUCACACGUAACUCAUUUCCGGGUUGUAGGGUAAUGGGUAGAAAGGGUCCAGCUUUUUUCCAGAAUUGACUUUACGAAAGCAGGUUUAGGAGAUUUUACGCAGCAGGUUAGGAGAAUAAACGACAUGACCGAAAAUAAAAUAUUAGGCAAGUCAUUUUAUCUCAUCUGGAAGGUGACCAUGUCGCGGUUGGAUACUGUAGCCAGCUGUGGGCUAGAGUGAUCCUACAGGUUAGCUGCCACUGCAGGUUAGCUGCCACUGCAGUGACUAUGUUCUGCGACAACCGGCAAGGAGACCAGUUGGACUUGAAGGAGAGAAUAUGUACCUUUUUAAAGGUGAAGAAAGAAGGAUCCACUGCCCUCCAGAUAGCGAAGGCUGUUGGACUGAAGACGGCCAAGGAUGUAAACAGUGUCCUGUACACUUUAAACAGAGCUGGACUUCUUUAUGCAACACCAGACAAACCACCAGUCUGGUCUGUGAGUGUUCAAGAGUCAGAUCGAGUGCCUAGUCCUUCCGAGACCCCUGGCAUCACAGUGGAGGAACUGAGGAGGGUGCUGAUGUCAAAGAGUGAUGGAAGAGGGAUGAGUGCACCUCAAAUUGCCAGAGAAUUGGGCCAUUCACAAAAAUUAGUGACUAUGUUCUGCGACAACCAGCAAGGAGACCAGUUGGACUUGAAGGAGAGAAUAUGUACCUUUUUAAAGGUGAAGAAACAAGGAUCCACUGCCCUCCAGAUAGCGAAGGCUGUUGGACUGAAGACGGCCAAGGAUGUAAACAGUAUCCUGUACACUUUAAACAAAGCUGGACUUCUUUAUGCAACACCAGACAUUCCACCAGUCUGGUCUGUGAGUGUUCCAGAGUCAGAUCGAGUGCCUAGUCCUUCCGAGACCCCUGGCAUCACAGUGGAGGAACUGAGGAGGGUGCUGACGUCAAAGAGUGAUGGAAGAGGGAUGAGUGCGCCACAAAUUUCCAGAGAAUUGGGCCAAUCACGAAAAUUAGUGACUAUAUCCUGCGACAACCGGCAAGGAGACCAGUUGGACUUGAAGGAGAGAAUAUGUACCUUUUUAAAGGUGAAGAAAGAAGGAUCCACUGCCCUCCAGAUAGCGAAGGCUGUUGGACUGAAGAAGGCCAAGGAUGUAAACAGUGUCCUGUACACUUUAAACAGAGCUGGACUUCUUAAUGCAACACCAGACAAACCACCAGUCUGGUCUGUGGAGAAACCAGGGGCGGCGUCUGUCUCUGUGAGUGUUCCAGAGUCAGAUCGAGUGCCUAGUCCUUCCGAGACCCCUGGCAUCACAGUGGAGGAACUGAGGAGGGUGCUGACGUCAAAGAGUGAUGGAAGAGGGAUGAGUGCGCAAGAAAUUGCCAGAGAAUUGGGCAAAUCACGAAAAUGUGUUAAUAAGCAUCUUUAUGACUUGCAAAGUAGCGGCAAGGCAGAAAAGUUGGGAGAGAAAGUGUGGAAAAUGAAUGAUGAAGCAAGCUGUGGAGGAAAGCUUAUUAAAUACAAGAGAGGACUACCUGACUCAGAGGACUACGAUCCCAUUCUCCUUCGAAGAAAUUGAGAAAAACGUAUAUUACCUCACAAGCUAACCUCACUAUUAAUGGCAGCCUGCACUUCCCCGGUCGGCCUUCAACAUGAGAGGAGGCAGCACUGAGCUAGCCUGCAACAUCACUUCCAGGAGUAGUUCAAAGUGCGCAUGUUAUGUCUCCAUGAGACGCCAUCUUAACCGACUUCAUUUGGCUUCAAUGCGCCAUUGAGUCUUCACAUAGGAAUGAAUGGUGUCACGUGAUCAAUGGCUUUGUCCAUUCAUAUAUACAGUCAUUGGCUAAGACGUUACUAUCCCCAUUUUGUUCCCCCUAAACGUGUUAUGAAUAGUGUGUAUCCCUCUUACCUUGUUGUGUGUCUUCUGUAUGCUAUAGUUGAUGCUCAUUAGCAACUAUCAGAUGUUCAUUUACAUGUUGUAAUUAUGAUCCUAACUCUUACAGAGAAGCAAAUCGUGAAGUGAAAGCACUGGCUACCUUGGAACAUUCUAGCAUUGUUCGCUACUAUACGACUUGGCCUGAGGAUACCAAUUGGGUCGAUGGAGGCUACAGCACAGACUUAGUAAAGACAGUAUUAUUAAGUCUAAUUUUGCCAUUUACAUUCAUUAAUUUGUGAUCAUCAACAUUUUUUAAUUCUGGAGCAUAUUUUUGUACUCAGUUUUUUUGUCUGUUUUUUCAAUAGGCUACUACAUCUGUCAUAUUGUAGAAUGAUAUUUAAUAGGCUACAUCUACAUCCCGGAUGUCCUAGCCGUGCCUGAAUCCUGGCUUAGGAAGACCACCAAAAACCCUGAAAUUUCCAUCCCUAACUAUAACAUUUUUCGACAAGAUAGAACUGCCAAAGGGGGCGGAGUUGCAAUCUACUGCAGAGAGAGCCUGCAGAGUUCUGUCUUACUAUCCAGGUCUAUGCCCAAACAGUUUGAGCUUCUACUUUAAAAAAUCCAGAAACAAGUCUCUCACCGUUGCCGCUUGCUAUAGACCACCUUCUGUCCCCAGCUGUGCCCUGGACCCCAUAUAUGAAUUGAUUGCCCCCCAUCUGUCUUCAGAGCUCGUGCUGUUUGUUAGGUGACCUGAACUGGGACAUGCCACCCCGGCCAUCCUACAAUCUAAGCUUGAUGCCCUCAAUCUCACACAAAUGAUCAAUGAACCUACCAGGUACAAACCCAAAUCAGUAAACAAGGGCACCCUCAUAGAUAUCAUUCUAACCAACCUGCCCUCCAAAUACACCUCUGCUGUCUUCAACCAGGAUCUCAGCGAUCACUGCCUCAUUGCCUGCAUCCAUAAUGGGUCUGCGGUGAAACGACCACCCC
Salmo salar (Atlantic salmon) is the source of this 3206-nucleotide messenger RNA. Lineage: Eukaryota; Metazoa; Chordata; Actinopteri; Salmoniformes; Salmonidae. The record is from RefSeq and is a predicted model, not a curated record.